This is a messenger RNA of Salvia hispanica, 1790 nucleotides long. Its product is annotated as serine/threonine-protein kinase AtPK1/AtPK6-like. Gene Ontology annotation, biological process: protein phosphorylation. Gene Ontology annotation, molecular function: ATP binding; protein serine/threonine kinase activity. NCBI's taxonomy places the organism in Eukaryota, Viridiplantae, Streptophyta, Magnoliopsida, Lamiales, Lamiaceae. The record is from RefSeq and is a predicted model, not a curated record.
AACCACUUGUCCUAAAUUCCCUCAACAAGCAUUUGCGAGCUUGCUUCUGCAAAUCUCUCUCUUUCCCUCGUAAAAAAAUGUAAUCUUUGUGAGAUCUCAGGCUGCCCCUCUUGGCUGGCUUCUUCGGAUCAAUCAAUCAAGCUCGAGAAAUUAAUUCACACAUAUAUACAAACAGAUCGAGUGCAUCAACAACUCGAAUUCCCAACACACCAUGAACACCAGCAACAAAAAGGCUGUGCACUCGCUGUUAGCUUCAAAGCUGACGCAGCUCCAUAUCCCUUCCGCCGCCGACGAGGAUCCCUCAUUAAAUUUCGAAUUCUCCGACACCUUCGGCCCCUCUCCUUCCUCCGCCUCCCCGCUCUUCCUGGGGGACCCACAAGUAAUACACCACCGCUCCCACUCAUUCGUGGGCCCCUCCCCCCGCUUCACCCUCUCCAAAUCAAUCCCCACCUUCGACCGAGACGAUUCUUCCUCCGACGACACAGGCGGCGAUGAUUUGAGGGUGGAGGAGGAGGCUGGGGCUGAGGCAGCGGAGAAAUUGGGGCCGGGGGAUUUUGAGAUUAUGAGGGUGAUUGGGAAGGGCGCGUUUGGGAAGGUUUUUCAGGUUAGGAUGAAGAAGAAAAGUGGCGGUGGAGGUGGAGAUGGGAUUUACGCGAUGAAAGUGAUGAAGAAGGAUACGAUCAUCAAGAACAACCAUGUUGAUUAUAUGAGGGCUGAGAGGGAUAUUCUCACCAAAGUUGUGCACCCUUUCAUUGUGCAGCUGCGCUAUUCGUUUCAGACCAAGUCUAAGCUGUAUUUGAUACUCGAUUUUAUAAAUGGAGGCCAUCUAUUUUAUCAUCUCUACAGGCAAGGGAUCUUCAGUGAGGACCAGGCAAGGGUAUAUACUGCUGAGAUUGUAUCUGCAGUCUCACAUCUUCACGAGAACGGGAUUGUGCAUCGAGAUCUAAAACCUGAAAACAUUCUCAUGGAUGCUGAUGGGCAUAUCAUGCUCACUGAUUUUGGACUGUCUAAGGAGAUUAGUGAAUCGAGCAGAUCAAACUCGCUAUGUGGGACAACCGAAUAUAUGGCUCCUGAGAUCUUGCAAUCAAAUGGGCAUAACAAGAAUGCUGAUUGGUGGAGCGUUGGCAUCCUUUUGUAUGAAAUGCUAACCGGGAAGCCGCCGUUCGUGCAUGCUAACAGGAAGAAGCUGCAGGAGAAGAUCAUAAAAGAAAAAUUGAAGCUUCCACCACGCUUGACAAGCGAAGCUCACUCUUUACUUAAAGGACUGCUCCAAAAGGAUGCGGUGAAUAGAUUAGGCAGUGGGCCUAGGGGCGCGGAAGAGAUCAAAUCUCACAAAUGGUUUCGUACCAUCAACUGGAAGAAGAUAGAGGAGAGAGAACUCGUGCCAAAGUUCAAGCCAGACGUGAGUGGCCAAGAUUGCACAGAGAACUUCGACAAAUGUUGGACUGCGAUGCCUCUGGAUGACUCCCCGGCGCCUACUCCAACAGCCGGGGAGCAUUUCCAUGGGUACACUUACAUCGCUCCUAACCCGUGGCUCUCGUCUGAAUAAUGAAACAACUCGAGUUGAUCCUAAGGAAGCUUGGGUAGAUUGCCUCAACCUUGCAAGUGAUUCUUGUUUCUCCAUGCCUGGUUUAUCUUAUGUUAAACAUUGGAAUAGCUUUUUAUUUUAUAGAUAAUUAUGUAUAUUAAGUCCUUUAGGAUUCUACAUACCUUUGUAUCCUUGGGGUAAGUCAUUCUUGAAUUAUAUGUAGGAAACCAUUAUCAAAAGCAAGAUCAUCAGAUUUUUCAAA